Molecule: messenger RNA, 2859 nt
Organism: Hyphopichia burtonii NRRL Y-1933
Lineage: Eukaryota; Fungi; Ascomycota; Pichiomycetes; Serinales; Debaryomycetaceae
Exons: 1
Coding region: 1-2859 (952 amino acids)
Source: RefSeq, a predicted model, not a curated record
AUGAUAAGAUUCUUCUCCAGAAGGUUAUCCUUGAAGUCGGUCGACUUGAACGAUUCAAUCCUUGGUAUUGCCUCUAAUGUCUCGUCGGUUCCUCAUUUCCCUUCUGUUCCCUUGAAAAAUCUUUCCUCAAAUCAUGCCCUGAAUCUUUCUUCCCUAUACUUGAACGUAAUCUUCAUUACUUACUUAUUGAGAUCUGACUCCUUUUCUUCUUAUAACCAAUUACUAGACUCCUCUAACGAUUUGUCCAAUAAGUUGAAUUAUCAAUUCAAUCAAUUCAAACGGGAAAAUAAUAUAAAAUCAUCCUUCCACCAAUACGUCGGGGACUUCUUACUCCAUGAUGAGUCAAAUUGUCAUUCCUUCUUCCAGAAACGAGCCGCUGCUUUGAUCAAGCAAUCGGGAUCAAACAUACAUUCAUUUGAGCAGUUGUCUGAUGAAUUGAAUAUAAAUAUCCCGCUGGUUCAAUUUGAGUUGGCGCCUAAAAACUUGUACCAUUCAAGCCUAUGUCUACCGCCAACCAAAAGUGACUUGAAUCCUGCUUUCUUUUGCCAGUUUUCCAAGAUUCAAAAAUUGAAAGGCUCAAAUCGUAUCAUUCUAAAAUUAAAAGCUUUCAACAAAUAUGCUUCCUUGGUUUCUUGCUUUUUCUUGAAAUUGAACAUCAUCAAGUAUAUGGACCCCAGUAUGAAUGAGUCUAAGGUCCUUGCCACUAUUGCUCCCAAGUCAGUCAUUGAAUCCGGUCUACGUUUCGAUUCCCCUUUACUAAUGACUGCUCCCCAACCCUGUUUUGUAAAUUAUAUGGCCCUAUUAUUCCAAAAUGAGCCUGACAUAGUAAGCAAUUGGUUUAAAAACCUAAUCACCUCCGGUAAAUGGAAACUGAAUAACAACAAGUGUAUUUUUGUUAAGUUAAACCCAAAACUUCCUUCUUUAACUAUUCAUCGUGAUCAGAAAACUGAUUUGUUAAACUCAAAUGAACUCGAGUCGGUGGCCAAAGAAUUCAUCAGUUUGACCUUAACGGAAUACUUUGUAAAAUCCUUUCCUGAAAAGUAUUCUCUCUUGUCCAAGAACCUUAUUUACAACCGUUCUUUGGUGGAAAAACAUAUUACAGCAUUGAAUUGGAAAUACCCAGAGGCAUCUACGCAUUUAUCACCCUUGGGCUUAUUUGCCUUAUACAUACUCCAGAACCCGGUAAAAGCCAAAAAAAUCCUUGGUGGGUUUUUUCAAUCACCAAUACCUCCAGAUUUCUCCAAAACUACGUCAUUCUUGAAAGCUUUGAUUAAAAGGGAAAGCAUUUCCCCUUUGAAAACUCAUAAGAUGGUUCAGCACUCCGGUGAUAUCAUUCAGCUACCAAGAGUUGAACAAAAUAAAUUCAACAAUAUAAUCAUGACAAACUGUCAUGUCCAUUACAAUAUGUCGCCCGACCUCGAAGCUGCCCUAACUAGUUUUGCAAAGUUGGGAGCACAAACGUUUAGGUUUUAUACAAAAUAUUGGCUCUUUAAAAAAUUGAAUCCUUGGGACUCAACGUAUUUUGGUCCUUUAAUGAAUCUUCUACUCAGCGAUGAUUUUAGAAAGACAAUCAUGGAUACCAAUGGGAUUUUCGAUAAUUAUUUUGAUGAUGAAGUAUACCAAAACUUACUCGUUCAGCAUAGAAAUGACAUCGCAAUGAUAAAUACCCAAUUCAGCCAAUAUAUAAAUGUACUUUUGUUCAGCAAAGGGUUUUCAAAAGUCAAAGAUUGGAUCCAAAGCUCAAUUACCAGUAUCCUUGAAGAAUUUUCUGGACUUUCAAGUGAAGAAAAGUCUGUCUUCUUCCACAAUUUUAAAAAAUCAACCGUAUCGACUUCAUUAACCAGAAUAUUUGUUGAUCGAGUCGUCAAUGACUUUGAAUCCUCAAGUAGCAUUGACGCUCCAAAUAAAAGCGAAAUCGAUACUUCCAAGUACUCCAUUGCUCAACUAAACAGUUUAGGUGCAUCAUUUAUUUACUACCUCAAGAUCUCCUAUCUUAUUGGUAAAGAUGACUUAUUUCAUACCAGUUUCAAUACUUUCGAAGAAACAUCCUUAAUAUUGUCUAAAAUCUUUGAAAAAUAUCUGCUACAUGACUACCAUUUUGGCCAAUUAGUUCUACAUGACGGUAUUGAAAAGACAGCAAAAGAAAUUCACCAGCUAUUAAAUACAGUUAUGAAGACAGACUUUAAAGAAGAAACUGUUUUGAGCUCAUGGGAAUCAUUCCCCAUAAAAUUAAAGAUACUUAACACCACUGACAGUCAAUCAGAAAUCAUUUUGCCUAAAAUCCCAAUAUCCGAUACUAACUCGAACAUUUUACUCUAUUCUCUUUUUAAUUCUAGCUUACCAAAGUAUCCUCCUUAUGAUAAACUAAUAACACCAAUCACGUUUGCUAGACUUGCAAAAUGGAAAACUUUUGGAAGACAUUAUUAUCGAACCAAAAUUAAAGAAUACACCUUGAGAUCAGCCAAUCUAUCCGAAAAAGUAACUGACUCUCUACAAGAAAUACUUCUAAGUGGGAGAUUCAUGCUGAUGCUAGCCAUAAAGUCUAAUAUUCUUCUACCAUUUGAUGAUGGAACCUAUUCCCGCAUUCUCACCAACCAAAUACAAAAUCAACAUCAUGUCAUGUCAUUUGGAAGUGAUGCCUUCAAUCAAUAUAUCUGUGGGCUUUACUUUACCAACAGCAAACUACUUGAUUCCUGGAUUGAAAACUUGGUUCAUCACUAUGUACAAGAACUAUUACGUAAAAGGACACCGACAGAGCAGCUAGCACUCUUGAGUGACCUGACUUUUCUGAUGAACAACUACAUCAUGGACUCCACACGAAAGAUUAAAUCCAGUAGAGCAACAGCAUCGUCGUUCUGA